UACAGUCCUGCAAUGUUGGGCCUGAAAACUGAUCAGGAAGUCCUGGGAGAACUUGUGAAAAUGAAAGUUCCAGCUGUGGCAGAGCUGAUGGAAAGACACGGAGUCAUGUGGACCCUAGUGGUGUCACGCUGGUUUAUAUGCUUGUUCAUUGACAUUCUUCCAGUUGAGACUGUGCUCCGAAUAUGGGACUGUUUGUUCUAUGAAGGGUCAAAGAUCAUCUUUCGUGUGGCCUUAACAUUAAUUAAGCAACACCAAGCUUUUAUUUUGGAAGCCACAAAUUUCCCUGACAUUUGUGAUAAAUUUAAGCAGAUCACCAAAGGAACGUUUGUAACGGAGUGUCACAGCUUCAUGCAGAAAAUAUUCACAGACCCUGGAAGCUUGUCCAUGGCAACAAUCAACAAACUCCGAGAGACUUGCAGAGAGAAGUUGCUUUCUCAGGGAUAACUCACCAGAUUUAACCAGGUGGUCAGAUACUACAGCAACUGACACAUUCCUCUACUUGCACUGACUAAAAAGCACACUUUAAGCUUUCCAUGAGUUAACUGACACGACCAAUUUUUCCUGCCUUUCAAGUAAGUGUUGUUAACACUUUGUACUGUAUGUCAGACUUCAUAACUGGAGGUGGUGGUUCUGUUGUUGGUUUGUUGUUUGUUUGGGUUUUUUUAAGGAUUAAAAUGUUUUCAGAGUAGAAUGUGAUCAGUGUCAGGAUACUCCUUUUAAAAAAAAAAAACAGUCACUGUCCUUGUCUUUUCAGGGCAUUUUGUAAUGUUAAAAGAAAACAGGUGUAUAAAAUUACAUAUCCUUCCUACUGUAUUAACUGUGACACUGCUAUAAUUUUUACAAAAUAAAUUAAUUUAAUUUG
Molecule: messenger RNA, 862 nt
Organism: Balearica regulorum gibbericeps (East African grey crowned-crane)
Lineage: Eukaryota; Metazoa; Chordata; Aves; Gruiformes; Gruidae
Source: RefSeq, a predicted model, not a curated record